Molecule: messenger RNA, 1590 nt
Organism: Nothoprocta perdicaria
Lineage: Eukaryota; Metazoa; Chordata; Aves; Tinamiformes; Tinamidae
Gene: SOX18
Product: SRY-box 18
Exons: 2
Coding region: 50-1291 (413 amino acids)
Biological process (GO): lymphangiogenesis; positive regulation of transcription by RNA polymerase II; vasculogenesis
Molecular function (GO): RNA polymerase II cis-regulatory region sequence-specific DNA binding; DNA-binding transcription factor activity, RNA polymerase II-specific
Source: RefSeq, a predicted model, not a curated record
ACCCGGUUCUCCCCCGUGCGAGUCGGACCCAAAGCGCUGUCCAGCUGGAAUGAAUAUAUCUGAGUCAAACUACUGCCGAGAGGAGAUACCGCAACCGCGGGGCGACUGUUCCUGGGCGAGCGCCGCCGAGGCCGGGCUCGCCUUCGCGCGGCCGCCGCGCGCCGCCUCCCCGGCCAGCCGCACGCCCAGCCCCGAGCCCGGCUUCGCCUUCGGUGCCGGCGGCGGCGGAGCGGCCCCCGGCGCGGCCCCCAGCCGCUCGCCCAGCCCCGAGGCGGGCUAUGGAUACAGCCCCCCGGGCGGGCGCGCCGAGGGCAAGGCGGGCGAGGACUCGCGCAUCCGCCGGCCCAUGAACGCCUUCAUGGUGUGGGCCAAGGACGAGCGCAAGCGGCUGGCGCAGCAGAACCCCGACCUGCACAACGCCGUGCUCAGCAAGAUGCUGGGCCAGUCGUGGAAAGCGCUGAGCGCCAGCGACAAGCGGCCCUUUGUGGAAGAGGCCGAGAGGCUGCGCAUCCAGCACCUCCAGGAUCACCCCAACUACAAGUACCGCCCGAGGAGAAAGAAGCAAGCCAAGAAAAUCAAGAGGAUGGAACCCAACAUCCUCCUCCAUAACCUUUCCCAGCCUUGCAGCGACAACUUCAGCAUGAGUCACCACGGCGGCAGCCAGCCGGGCCACCCCCAGCCUCCCCCACUUAACCACUUCAGAGAACUCCACUCCAUGGGGUCGGAUAUUGAAAACUAUGGCUUGCCAACUCCCGAGAUGUCGCCCUUGGAUGUCUUGGAACAGACGGAGCCGGCGUUUUUCCCUCCGCACAUGCAGGAUGACUGCAACAUGAUGCCCUUUCGCGGCUACCACCACCACCACCAGCUGGAGUUCCCGCAGGAGAAGUGCCUGGGCCGGGACGUGCCGGUGCCCUACGCGCAGACCCCCUCGCACUUGGCCGAUGCCAUGAGGACUCCGCACCCGUCCAGCAUUUACUACAACCAGAUGUGCCCGGGGGCGCAGGGCGGCCUCUCGGCCCACCUGGGCCAGCUCUCGCCGCCCCCCGAGGGCCACCACCUGGAGAGCGUGGACCACUUGAACCAAAGCGAGCUCUGGACAGACGUCGACCGCAACGAGUUCGACCAGUAUUUGAACAUGAGCAGGACUCGGCCGGAGAGCUCGGCGCUCCCUUACCAUGUGUCCCUGUCCAAAGUGACUCCCAGGAGCAUCUCCUGCGAGGAGAGCAGCUUGAUAUCCGCCCUGUCCGAUGCCAGCAGCGCUGUCUACUACAGCCCCUGCAUCACCGGCUAGCUCGGCCCGCGCUGCCGAGCAGCCGGAGCGCCCGCCCGUAACCACAAGCUCCAUAAUAUUUAGAGUAUCUCAUUAAAUGCAUCGCUUCUUCUUCUUUAUUUUUUAUUUUCCUUAAGAAAACCCCUCCAUGCUGAAGUCACUGAUAUACCGUAUAUCUAUAUAUCACACCCGGCCCGCGCCCCGUGCGCCGCGCACGGCUCCCCGCUGGAGCUGCAGCUCCAGGCGAGGCUGCUCAACCACCUCGGGAACACAAAAGGGAUUUUUUUUAUUUUCCUUUCAACCAAAUUACAGCAAUUGCU